Effrenium voratum is the source of this 780-nucleotide messenger RNA. Lineage: Eukaryota; Dinophyceae; Suessiales; Symbiodiniaceae. The record is from the annotation of a GenBank genome assembly.
AUGGCGCCGGCUAUGGAGCCACCUGUGUUUGGAUUGGAGGAGUUGGCAAUGAUUUCAGCUUCACCGUCACCUCAAUGGACUCCAGGUAGCCCUCCUCCAGCUCCUAGGAGGCCGACGCCGACUUUGUUGCUGAAGGCGAUUCAGAGUGGCUCGGCGCAGCAGGUGAGCGCAUUUUUGGAGAUCUCGCCCGAAAGGGCAACUUGCGACGAGACUUUGGACCCCCCUUUGUGCACAGCCAUUGAGAUCGACCUGAAUAAGGAGAUCGUACGAACCCUUCUGAGCUUCAACGCAGAUGUGAACUGCUUUAGUUGUGAUGGCAGGAAUCCUUUGCAAAUUCUACUUGAUGCUGUCGCAUACAGGAGCGCAGAAGAUCUGCCGAGCCUGUCCGGUGACGGAGACUGGACCUGGAUGGGUGAUGGGUCUGGCUGCGGCGACAUCGCAAGGCUGGGCAGUUCCUUCGCGAUGAAGGAGAUACGCCAGAUGGAGGAUGAUGCGAUUGCUGUCGCGUCGAUUCUCCUAGCAGCUGGAGCCCGGCUGGAGGAGGAAGAAACUGGGAUGAAACAUGCUCAAGGUGUGGGAUGCAGGCGUUUGGAUCAGUUUCUGAAGUUUUACGCUCCGGUUCAGUCUUACUUUGUCAUCAGCCGAGCAAUGCGACCCAAGAACGGCGCUGCAAUGCCGUGUCAAUGGCUAAGGACCGACGACUUGUUGAGUCAUGUCUUCUGCUUCCUUCUACCUGAGGAGAUUGAGAACGCGUUGAAGUCCUUGACCUCGCGGCUUUGA